AUGUCUCCAAUCACCAACAACCAAGCCGCCUGGGCGCCUACCGAAAAUGCGAAACUUGAAGUGGGACCUGGUCCAAUACAUGACCACGACCCGCUUAGUCUCCCUUAUCCCUGGAUCUUUGGUGGAGACGUCUCGGGCACAAUCGUCCAACUCGGAUCCGUCGUAACCCGUUUCCAGAUUGGCCAACGAGUCUUAGGACAAUGCGACAGCCUUUUCACACGAACCGUUCAACAUUCCGGAUUCCAACGCUAUGCUACUUGUCGCGAGGUUCUCGUUUCUGUGGUUCCGGACAGUGUUCCGCUGGCAAGUGCUGCAGUGUUACCACUUGCUACCUCAACAGCUGCGGCGGGACUCUUUAAAGUUUUGCAAUUGCCGCUUCCAGUGCUUGAGCCUGUUCCAACGGGGAAAAGUAUUUUGAUUUGGGGUGGUACAGUAGCAGCCGGCUACACUGUAGUCACCACUGCUGGAGCCCAAAACCACGAUUUUGUCAAAAGCAUUGGCGCCACCCAUGCUUUCGAUCAUAAAUCACCAACCGUGGUCCAAGACAUCCUGAAAGUACUAAAAAAAGGCGACUCCGUAUUCGAUUGCAUUGGAGAAGCUUUUACUCAAAAGUCCUGUGGCGAAAUUAGUCACCAUAUUGAUGCCGGGAAGUUUGCUUGUCUAGGGUAUCCUUUACCAAAUGAGUAUGGUGUUGAGUCUGUGAUGAAGCUAGGGGCUAUGCAUUUCGAUUUAGGUGACGCGGUUUGGCGGAAAUACCUACCAGCGGCAUUGGCUGCGGGAAAGUAUUUAGCUAAGCCCGAUCCGGAAGUUCUUCAAGGCGGAUUGGAAAGAGUGCAGGAUGGCAUGGAUAUCGUUCGAAAAGGUGUAUCAGCGAAGAAAAUUGUCAUUGAGGUUGCAAAGAAAGCAUGA
This is a messenger RNA of Sclerotinia sclerotiorum 1980 UF-70, 909 nucleotides long. RefSeq lists its product as hypothetical. Gene Ontology annotation, molecular function: oxidoreductase activity, acting on NAD(P)H. Lineage: Eukaryota; Fungi; Ascomycota; Leotiomycetes; Helotiales; Sclerotiniaceae. The transcript has 4 exons. The coding region runs from base 1 to 909 and encodes 302 amino acids. The record is from RefSeq and is a predicted model, not a curated record.